This is a messenger RNA of Naumovozyma dairenensis CBS 421, 1803 nucleotides long. RefSeq names its product Hnm1p (gene HNM1). NCBI's taxonomy places the organism in Eukaryota, Fungi, Ascomycota, Saccharomycetes, Saccharomycetales, Saccharomycetaceae. Gene Ontology annotation, biological process: amino acid transport; transmembrane transport. Gene Ontology annotation, cellular component: membrane. The transcript has a single exon. The record is from RefSeq and is a predicted model, not a curated record. The coding region runs from base 1 to 1803 and encodes 600 amino acids. Gene Ontology annotation, molecular function: transmembrane transporter activity.
AUGUACGAACCAGAUCAUUUAUCAAACACAAGCAUCCAUAGAAGAGAUGAAUUCGAUGAGAAGUUAAAAGAACUACCAACAACGGAACAACAACAUACUAUAAAAUCAAUUACACCAGAAGGUGAUGAAAAUGACACUGAAAGUCAAAUAAUAAAUAAAAAUGGUAACAACAAUACUACUACGAACGGUUCAGAAGUUCAUCUAAGGAAAUCAUUCUCCCUAUGGUCAGUCCUAGGUGUCGGAUUCGGUUUAACAAAUUCAUGGUUCGGUAUCUCCACUUCCAUGGUCACAGGUAUAUCAUCAGGUGGUCCCAUGAUGGUCAUAUACGGUAUAAUAAUCAUCGCUCUCAUAUCUAUAUGCAUUGGUACAUCUUUGGGUGAAUUAUCAUCCGCUUAUCCUCAUGCAGGUGGUCAAUUCUGGUGGUCUUUAAAAUUGGCUCCUCCUAAAUAUAAACGUCUAGCUGCUUACAUGUGUGGAUCAUUCGCUUACGCGGGAUCCGUUUUCACUAGUGCCUCUACAACUUUAUCUGCAGCUACUGAAGUCGUCGGUAUGUAUGCUCUAACUCAUGAAGACUUCGUUCCUAAAAGAUGGCAUGUAUUUGUUUGUUUCGAAAUAUUACAUUUGUUCUUAAUGAUCUUCAAUUGUUACGGGAAAUCAUUACCCAUCAUAUCAGCAAGUUCUUUAUACAUUUCAUUAUCUUCAUUUUUAAUCAUAACAAUAACAGUAUUGGCAUGUUCUCGUGGUCAAUUCAAUGACGCUAAAUUCGUUUUCGCUACUUUCUAUAAUGAAACAGGUUGGAAAAAUAGUGGAAUUGCAUUCAUUGUAGGGUUAAUCAACCCAGCAUGGUCUUUCUCAUGUCUUGAUUGUGCCACUCAUAUGGCAUUCGAAGUUGAAAAACCUGAACGUGUAAUCCCAAUCGCAAUUUUAUCCACAAUCGCUAUUGGAUUCAUCACAUCAUUUUGUUACGUCAUAUCAAUGUUUUUCUCAUUACGUGAUUUAGAUUCUAUCUUAAAAUCCACUACGGGUGCUCCAAUCUUAGAUAUUUAUAAUCAAGCCCUAGGAAACAAAGCUGGUGCCAUCAUCCUUGGAUGUAUGAUUCUUUUCACAUCAUUCGGUUGUGUCAUCGCAUGCCACACAUGGCAAGCAAGAUUAGGUUGGUCAUUUGCAAGAGAUAAUGGAUUACCAUAUUCUAAAUUAUGGGCACAAGUUAAUCCACAAGUAGGUGUACCAUUAAAUGCUCAUUUGAUGUCAUGUGCUUGGAUUUCAUUAAUUGGGAUCUUAUACCUUGCCUCUUCCACUGCUUUCAAUUCAUUGAUUACAGGGUGUAUAGCAUUUUUAUUACUAUCUUAUAUUAUCCCCGUAUCUUGUUUGUUAUUGAAGAAACGUCAAAUUCGUCAUGGUCCAUUUUGGUUGGGAAAAUUUGGGUUGUUUUCUAAUAUUGUAUUGUUAUUAUGGACCGUUUUCGCAAUCGUGUUUUUCUCAUUCCCUGCAAUGAUGCCUGUGACAAAGGAUAAUAUGAAUUAUGUGGCAGUCGUUAUUGCCGGGUAUACAUUAUAUUCUGUGUUAUAUUGGAAUUUUAAAGGUUAUAAAGAAUUCCAUGCAUCAGAAGAAGAAGAAGAACAACAAGAAUACGCUAAUGAUAUCUCUACCAAUGGUGAUGGAAUGGGUGGUGCAAGUGAUUCCAUCGGGCUAUCUGCUAUGGGUAUAGUAUCGAAUGAAGAAGAAGAAGAUGUAUCCGAUAGAGAAACAGAGAUUUAUAUCAUGAAUGGUGAUAAAAAUAUUAUUCAUCAAAACAAUAUAUGA